Molecule: messenger RNA, 1653 nt
Organism: Prorocentrum cordatum
Lineage: Eukaryota; Dinophyceae; Prorocentrales; Prorocentraceae
Source: the annotation of a GenBank genome assembly
AUGCCGUACACAAUCAUACGCCGUGAGUGCAUCAAGGCAAUGCCAGGGCUCGCCAACUUCAUCCAGGACGCGAGCAACCAGGAGCACGGGACCCACCAGGCAGUAUCGUCGAUCGCAGUGAUGCUUAAUAUACAUGGGAUGGCAACGGCAAACAUCAAAACAUAUGGAGAUGCACAAUACGAGUUGAUCUCAAGAGAGGUGGAGGCAAGUCAUCCAGAUUUGACGGGGCAGAUUGCCAACAUGUGCAAGUAUGUUGAAAAGUGGAGCGGUGGUGAGGCAGCGCAAUUUCUGCAUGAGUUGUGGUCUUUUCAGGGCGGCCUCAAGUUCACGAGGACAGUCGAUGGCACAUCGUGGGGUCUCCUCGCAAGCCUGCCCCUUCAGGAAGCCCCAGAGUACGUCACUGGGCUGGCCAAGGCAAUGAUGUCGAGCCCCGAGAAAUAUUGCAAGAUGGGCCCCAGCAGGUUGUUUGUCAGUUCGGAUUUCUCUGAUUUGAAAAAGACUGCUAAGAGGGCCGCAGUGGUGAAGGCUGCUUCGUCGUUCAGGGCAGCCGCAGCGUAUUUGGACAAGCUCAAGAUUUCGAAGACUCAUCGCGCCCAACUGCUGGGCGAUUUCCAGGUGCGCACCGUCAUGACUUUACAUUCCAAGAAGUGCCCGACACGCAAAGAGUAUAAACACAUGGAGGAGGUCCAGCAAUCAUUCUUACAAGAUGUACUAGAUGCUCACCCCGAGGCCAAGUCCACAGCGGCCCCAUGGAAGUUGACUGCAAAACCAUGCGCCCAUAAGGAGGGCGAUGCCAUGCCAAUCGGAGGUCUUGUCCAAUUUGGGAAAUCAAACGUCAUGUCCAAGGAUGCCCUCGCGGAGCUCGGCUUCAAGCUCGGCUCGACGGUCGUGGCCAAGAACGGAGAUAGCACCCAGGAGUACACGAUCGAGGAUGUCGAUACCAAGUGCAACGUCGUGUUGAAGGCCCACUUGGACAACAAGACGAUGGCCGCUACGUUCUCGAUUCCGACUGGCAGGCUAGCCGACGAGUGCCAGGUGGAGAAGCCGUCCGAGGAGACCACCCUCAGCGUCAAGAGUGUGAUCAACAGGGCGCUGGAGCCCCUGGAGAACACGGACGUGCGCAACGAGGCGGCCAAGGCCGCGGUCAGGCUCGCCCUGGGCAGGGCGUUUUUGAGCAACGCUCAGCGGUGCGAUCUGACAGUCCAUUAUGUUUCGGUGCCGAAGGAUUCAAUUGUGAGAGUCACUGCGAGUGACAAGAUUGAGAUUAAUGAGUUGAUUCUCGUGCCUUUCACGCCGCACAUUACCAUAGGAUAUGAUGACAAAAAGCAGCCCGCCAAUGGUACGAGUGUUGAUGUCUCGCAUUUGGUUGGUGAGAAAGGCGCUCGCGCGACUCUCGCCCCGAAGUUUGAUAAGCACACGUUCGUCGUGCCCUUCUGGGCAGUCCCGUUUGCUAAAGACUCGAAGGUGCCGAGCCUCGCUUGGACCAGUGUAGCUGUUGAUGUGUGUACGUUUGUGGGAGCUGUCAAAACUGCUAAGUCAGUGACCGUGCCAGCCCUCACAAAUCCGAAGACGAUUCAGGCGGGCCACGAGUUGUAUCGCCCCAGGGAGUCGCUCGUCACCGCAGUUGGCGGCGGCGGCAGUGGCAGCAAGUAA